Messenger RNA from Lacerta agilis (Sand lizard), 10468 nucleotides. RefSeq names its product unc-80 homolog, NALCN channel complex subunit (gene UNC80). Gene Ontology annotation, biological process: monoatomic cation homeostasis. Gene Ontology annotation, molecular function: monoatomic cation channel activity. The transcript has 65 exons. Bases 123 to 10088 code for a protein of 3321 amino acids. Lineage: Eukaryota; Metazoa; Chordata; Lepidosauria; Squamata; Lacertidae. The record is from RefSeq and is a predicted model, not a curated record. Gene Ontology annotation, cellular component: axon; cation channel complex.
UCGGCUGUUUCUGCCGCUUCUGCAGCCAUUUUGCAACCAGCAGAGCCGGAGGCAGGGGCAGGCUGCCGGCGGAGCCGAGCGAUGGGCUAGCAGCAGCUGUUGCGGGCAGGCGAGCCAGCACCAUGGUGAAGAGGAAGAGCUCGGAAGGCCAUGACCAGGAGAGCAGCCGAGGGGUCCCGCUGCCCAUCCAGACCUUCCUAUGGAGGCAAACCAGUGCAUUUUUGAGGCCCAAACUGGGAAAACAAUAUGAAGCUUCAUGUGUGUCCUUUGAAAGAGUUUUGGUUGAGAAUAAGUUGCACGGUCUCUCACCGGCCCUUUCUGAAGCCAUCCAGAGCAUUUCUCGCUGGGAACUGGUCCAAGCUGCCUUACCACACGUUCUGCACUGCACGGCGACACUGCUUUCCAAUCGGAACAAGUUAGGACAUCAGGAUAAACUUGGUGUUGCAGAAACGAAGCUCCUUCAUACUCUGCACUGGAUGUUGCUAGAGGCUCCUCAAGACUGCAGCAAUGACCGUUUUGGAGGAGGAGGAGGAGGAGACAGGGCAUCGAGCUGGAGAGGGAGCAGCAGUGCUUUCAUCCACCAGAUUGAAAACCAGGGGUCUCCAGGGCAUCCAAGGCGUGACAGCACCAAUGAAGAGGAGGAGAACAACAGGAGGAAGUUCUUUCAGAAUUCAAUGGCCACAGUGGAGCUCUUUGUGUUCUUGUUUGCUCCGCUAGUUCAUAGGAUCAAAGAAUCUGAUCUGACUUUUCGUCUGGCCAGUGGCCUUGUUAUUUGGCAGCCGAUGUGGGAGCACAGGCAACCUGAAGUUUCUGCCUUUACUGCACUGGUUAAACCCAUCAGGAAUAUAAUCACAGCAAAGAGGAGUUCUCCAAUGAAAAACCAGACUCUGACAUGUGAAUCUCCUAAUGUGGAUGCUGGACGUACAGAGGGGCUCCAGGUAGUGUGUGAAACACCCCAGCCAGAUGCAGUGCCCCCCAGGCCUGCUUUCUCAGGCUGCCACCGUGGGAAUUCUAUUGAUGGAAGUGUGUCAUCCCAAGCCUCCCAGGAGAAAGGACCCCCAUAUCCUAGGGUGUCUUUGGUGAUCCCACCAUGCCAAAAGUCUCGGUAUGCUACCUAUUUUGACGUGGCUGUAUUACGCUGCCUACUUCAGCCGCAUUGGUCCGAGGAAGGCACUCAGUGGUCCCUGAUGUAUUACCUCCAGAGGCUGCGGCAUAUGCUGGAGGAAAGGCCUGAGAAAUCUCCUGAGCCAGAGGUCCCACCGUUGCCCAGGCCUCGCAGCAGUUCCAUGGUAGCAGCAGCUCCGUCACUGGUGAACACUCACAAAACACAGGAUCUCACAAUGAAAUGCAACGAGGAGGAAAAAUCGUUAAGCACUGAAGCUUUUGCCAAAGUGUCGCUAACCAACCUGCGCAGGCCAGCUGUUCCAGACCUCUCCUCUGAUUUGGGAAUGAAUAUUUUUAAGAAGUUCAAGAGCCGCAAAGAAGAUCGCGAGCGCAAGGGCUCCAUUCCUUACCACCACACGGGGAAAAAGCGGCAGCGAAGAAUGGGAGUGCCCUUCUUGCUCCACGAAGACCAUUUGGACGUGUCACCUACUCGGAGCACCUUCUCUUUUGGCAGCUUCUCGGGGAUUGGAGAAGACAGGCGUGGCAUUGAGAGAGGAGGGUGGCAAACGACCAUCUUAGGGAGGUUUACCAGGCGAGGUAGUUCCGAUACAGCUACAGAGAUGGAGAGCCUGAGUGCUAGGCAUUCCCAUUCCCAUCAUACCCUGGUUACUGACCUGCCAGACCACUCCAACAGCCAUGUACGUUCCCAAAUUUCCACCAUCACAGUGGCAACAUUCAACACCACUCUGGCUUCUUUCAAUGUGGGGUAUGCGGACUUCUUCAGUGAGCACAUGCGCAAGCUCUGUAACCAGGUGCCCAUCCCAGAGAUGCCCCAUGAGCCCCUGGCAUGCGCCAAUCUCCCUCGGAGUUUGACGGAUUCCUGCAUCAACUAUAGCUGCCUGGAGGAUACAGACCACAUCGAUGGGACCAGCAACUUUGUCCACAAGAAUGGCAUGCUAGAUCUUUCGGUGGUUCUCAAGGCUGUUUUUCUGGUCCUGAAUCAUGACAUCAGCUCCCGAAUCUGUGAUGUGGCCCUCAAUAUUGUGGAAUGCCUGCUUCAGCUUGGUGUGGUGCCUUGUGUGGAGAAGAUCAGAAGGAAAAGUGACAACAAAGAGAAUGAACCCAGCGAGAAGAGACAAAGCGAGACCUCCUUCCAACUCAAGGGGGCUUUGAGUAGUUCAGCCUCUGGAUUUGGGGCUGCCCCAGCCAGCGCAGCUGGAGAUGGCGGUGGAGAAGAAGGAGGAGGAGGAAGUGGUGGAGGAGAUGGAGGAGGAGGUGACGGAGGAGGGGAAGGUGGAGGAAGGCCUUAUGAAAAGAAUGAUAAAAAGGAAGACAAGGAGGAAAGCACUCCAGCAAGCACACACAGACUGGCUCUGACAAUGCUGAUAAAAAUUGUGAAGUCUCUGGGCUGUGCAUAUGGCUGUGGAGAAGGUCACCGUGGGCUCUCUGGAGACCGCCUGAGACAUCAGGCUCAGAAUUGCCUCACAAAGUUGUACAAGCUGGAUAAGAUGCAGUUCCGGCAAACCAUGAGGGAUUAUGUAAACAAGGAUUCACUCAACAAUGUGGUGGAUUUUUUACAUGCUUUGCUAGGUUUCUGCAUGGAGCCAGUCACUGACAACAAGGCUGGUUUUGGAAAUAAUUUCACAACAGUGGACAACAAGUCUACUGCCCAAAGUGUGGAAGGUAUUAUUGUCAGUGCCAUGUUCAAAUCACUUAUCACCCGCUGUGCCUCUACUACACAUGAGCUUCAUAGCCCUGAGAAUCUGGGAUUGUAUUGUGACAUCCGACAACUGGUUCAGUUUAUCAAGGAGGCUCAUGGGAAUGUCUUUAGAAGAGUAGCCCUUAGUGCCCUUUUGGAUAGUGCUGAGAAGUUGAUACCAGGAAGAAGAGCAGAGGAAACAGCUGAACAGGAGCCCAAACCAUCAGGCAGUAAAAGAUCUGAAGUGGGAAGUGUCGUCAUUGACAAAGGACAACCGUCUUCAGGUCCCGAUGAAUGCCGCAGUUACAUCUCAAGCCGCCCAAUGCAGACGCCAGAGCAUGAUGAGCAGAUGCAAGGAUCAGCCCUGGGCCGCAAAGAUUUCUGGCGAAAGAUGUUCAAAUCUCAGAGUGCAGCGAGCGAUACUAGUAGUCAGUCGGAGCAGGAUACCUCGGAAUGCACAACUGCACACUCAGGAGCAACCACUGAAAGGCGAUCCCGCUCUCGCUCAAGGCGGAUCUCACUCCGAAAGAAACUCAAACUUCCCUUAGGGAAUUGGCUGAAACGCUCAUCCCUUUCUGGUCUGGCAGAUGGUGUGGAAGACCUUCUGGACAUCAGCUCUGUAGACCGGCUCUCUUUUAUCCGGCAGAGUUCCAGGGUGAAAUUCACUAGUGCCGUGAAGCUGUCUGAAGGAGGGCCAGGAAGUGGCUUGGAGAAUGGACGAGAUGAAGAGGAGAAUUUCUUCAAGCGUCUUGGUUGUCAGACCUAUGAUGACCACCUGGCUUCCAACCAAGAAGGAAGCAAAUCCAAGAACGUGGUGAACUUGGGUGCAAUAAGACAAGGCAUGAAGCGCUUUCAGUUUCUCUUAAACUGCUGUGACCCAGGAACAAUCCCUGAUGCCUCUAUCCUGGCAGCUGCCCUCGAUCUUGAGGCACCAGUGGUAGCGAGAGCAGCCCUUUUCCUGGAAUGUGCUCGCUUCGUUCACCGCUGCAACCGUGGCAACUGGCCAGAGUGGAUGAAGGGACACCAUGUGAACAUCACUAAAAAGGGUCUUUCCCGUGGGCGCUCCCCAAUAGUGGGGAACAAACGUAACCAGAAGUUACAGUGGAACGCGGCCAAGCUCUUCUAUCAAUGGGGAGAUGCAAUUGGCAUCCGUCUCAACGAACUCUGCCAUAGUGAGAGUGAGAGCCCAGCCAAUCUGCUGGGCCUCAUUUAUGAUGAGGAGACCAAGCGAAGACUGAGAAAGGAGGAUGAGGAAGAAGACUUUUUAGAUGACAGUACUGUGAACCCCACCAAAUGCUGCUGUCCUUUUGCACUGAAGAUGGCAGCAUGUCAGCUCCUCCUGGAGAUCACCACAUUCCUUCGAGAGACCUUUCCCUACAUGCCCAGGCCGCGGACGGAGCCUCUUGUGGACCUGGACAGUUGCAGGUUGCGUUUGGACCCUGAGAUGGAUCGGCACAGGUAUGAGAGGAAGAUCAGCUUUGCUGGGGUUCUGGAUGAAAAUGAAGAUUCAAAAGAUUCCUUGCACAGCAGCAGUCAUACCCUGAAAUCUGACACAGGUUGUGAAGAGAAGAAAGUUCCCAGCAGGAAGAUCAGGAUAGGAGGCUCCCGCUUGCUCCAGAUUAAAGGAACCCGCAGUUUCCGGGUGAAGAAAGGGGGUUCCCUGUCCAGCAUUCGCCGGGCCGGCAGCCUAAAGAGCACCAAGUUAUCACGUCAGGACUCAGAGUCUGAGAAUGAGGAGCUGCAGCUGUCCCACAGCAGGGACACUGUCACUGACAUAGAAGGAAGCCCUUGGAGUGCAAGCGAACCCAGUAUAGAACCUGAAGUGCUAAGCAGCACAGGCACCGAAGAGAACUAUCACCGGAAUAUGUCUUGGCUGCAUGUGAUGAUACUGCUAUGCAACCAGCAGAGUUUCAUUUGCACCCACAUUGACUACUGCCACCCUCACUGUUACCUCCAUCAUAGUCGCUCUUGUGCACGCCUUGUCCGAGCCAUCAAACUCCUGUAUGGAGACACUGUGGAUUCACUCAAAGAGAAUAACUUACUAAACAAUGUGGCUAGGAGCAAAAAACAGAAAGAGUGUUCAGACAAGUCAUGCCUGAGAACACCCUCCUUGAAGAAGAGAGUGACAGAUUCCAACCUUGAAGGAAAGAAGGACUCUGGAAUGCUGAAAUACAUCAGGCAUCAGGUGAUGAGUUUGUCUCCAGCACCUUUGUCACUGUUAAUUAAGGCAGCACCCAUCCUCACAGAAGAGAUGUAUGGGGACAUCCAGCCUGCAGCAUGGGAACUGCUGCUCAGUAUGGAUGAGCACAUGGCUGGGGCAGCCGCUGCCAUGUUCCUUCUGUGUGCUGUGAAAGUGCCAGAGGCAGUAUCGGAUAUGCUGAUGUCUGAAUUUCAUCACCCUGAGGCAGUGCAAAGGUUGAAUGCCAUUCUUAAAUUCCACACCCUCUGGAGAUUUAGGUAUCAGGUCUGGCCUCGGAUGGAGGAAGGAGCUCAGCAAAUCUUUAAGAUUCCUCCACCUAGCAUUAACUUCACACUCCCAUCCCCAGUUCUGGGAAUGCCAUCUGUCCCCAUGUUUGACCCUCCAUGGGUUCCACAGUGUAGUGGGAGCGUACAGGACCCAAUUAAUGAAGAUCAAUCCAAGUCAUUUUCAGCCCGGGCAGUGUCACGUUCUCAUCAGCGAGCAGAACAUAUUCUCAAGAAUCUGCAGCAGGAAGAAGAGAAAAAACGUCUGGGCCGAGAAGCUAGUCUGAUCACUGCCAUUCCCAUCACCCAGGAAGCUUGCUAUGAGCCCAGCUGUUCCCCAAACGUGGAGCAGGAAGAGGAAGUAGAAGAAGUUGCCAACCUGGCGUCCCGCCGUCUCUCUGUCAGCCCAUCCUGCACCUCCAGCACAUCUCACAGGAACUACUCCUUCCGCCGGGGCUCAGUUUGGUCAGUGCGUUCAGCAGUCAGUGCUGAAGAUGAGGAACACACGACAGAGCACACACCAAAUCACCAUGUGCCCCAACCCCCACAGGCAGUCUUCCCGGCAUGUAUUUGUGCAGCUGUGCUCCCUAUUGUCCACUUAAUGGAAGACGGAGAAGUCCGGGAGGAUGGAGUAGCAGUGAGUGCCGUGGCUCAGCAAGUCCUGUGGAACUGUCUCAUUGAAGAUCCUUCUACAGUUCUUCGACAUUUUCUGGAGAAACUUACAAUCAGCAAUCGACAGGAUGAAUUGAUGUAUAUGCUGAGGAAACUUCUGCUCAACAUUGGAGACUUCCCUGCCCAGACAUCCCAUAUUCUGUUUAAUUACUUGGUGGGACUGAUCAUGUAUUUUGUGCGCACGCCAUGCGAAUGGGGCAUGGAUGCCAUUUCAGCGACUCUGACUUUCCUGUGGGAAGUUGUAGGAUAUGUAGAAGGACUAUUCUUCAAGGAUCUCAAACAGACUAUGAAGAAGGAACAAUGCGAAGUGAAGCUUCUGGUUACUGCCUCAAUGCCUGGCACCAAGACCCUUGUAGUUCAUGGGCAAAAUGAAUGUGAUAUCCCAACUCAGUUACCAGUCCAUGAGGACACUCAGUUUGAAGCUCUGUUAAAGGAGUGUUUGGAAUUUUUUAACAUAUCUGAAUCCCAAUCUUCCAACUAUUUCUUAAUGGAUAAACGAUGGAAUCUUAUUCAUUAUAAUAAGACCUAUGUCCGUGAUAUUUAUCCAUUUCGAAGAUCAGUAUCUCCCCAGUUGAAUCUGGUACACAUGAACCCAGAAAGGGGCCAAGAACUCAUUCAGAAACAGGUGUUCACACGCAAGCUUGAAGAAGUGGGUCGGGUUCUGUUCCUCAUUUCUCUGACCCAGAAGAUCCCCGUUGCUCACAAACAGUCCCAUGUGUCUCUGUUGCAAGAAGACCUUCUCCGCUUGCCCUCUUUCCCACGCAGCGCCAUUGAUGCUGAGUUCUCACUCUUCAGUGAUCCACAAGCUGGAAAGGAGCUAUUUGGCCUUGACACCCUUCAGAAAAGCCUCUGGAUUAAACUGCUGGAGGAGAUGUUUCUUGGGAUGCCUAGUGAAUUUCCCUGGGGGGAUGAAAUCAUGCUCUUCCUCAACGUAUUCAAUGGAGCCCUGAUCCUGCACCCUGAGGACAGUGCCCUGUUGAGGCAAUAUGCUGCCACUGUCAUCAACACAGCCGUACAUUUCAACCACCUCUUCUCUCUCAGUGGGUACCAAUGGAUUCUCCCCACUAUGCUACAGGUAUAUGCUGACUACGAAAGCAACCCACAGCUCCGUCAAGCAAUUGAGUUUGCCUGCCGUCAAUUUUACAUUCUGCAUCGUAAGCCCUUUGUACUGCAAUUGUUUGCCAGUGUGGCUCCUCUCUUGGAGUUUCCUGAUGCAACAAACAAUGCGCCCAGCAAAGGUGUAUCAGCUCAGUGCCUGUUUGAUCUUCUGCAGUCCUUAGAAGGAGACACUCCUGACAAUCUGGACAUUCUGGAACUAGUGAAAGCAGAAAAACCUCUAAAAUCAUUAGAUUUCUGCUAUGGCAACGAGGACCUGACUUUUUCCAUCAGCGAGGCCAUAAAGUUAUGUGUGACAGUUGUUGCAUAUGCCCCUGAGUCAUUCAGAAGUCUUCAGAUGCUGAUGGUCCUUGAAGCCCUGGUUCCCUGUUACCUGCAGAGGCUUAAGAGGCAAACUUCCCAAGUGGAGACAGUGACAGCAGCUCGGGAGGAGAUUGCUGCUACAGCUGCUCUUGCUACAUCCUUACAAGCCCUCUUGUACAGCGUGGAAGUUCUUACCAGGCCAAUGACUGCCCCUCAGAUGAGUCGCUGUGAUCAAGGCCAUAAAGGAACCACUACUGCUAACCAUACUAUGUCGUCUGGAACAAAUACUAGAUACCCAGAUCAAGGAGCCAAACUGCACUUUAUCAGGGAAAACCUUCACUUGCUGGAGGAAGGCCAAGGCAUUCAGCGCGAGGAGCUGGAUGAACGCAUUGCUAGGGAGGAGUUCAGGAGACCCCGUGAGUCCCUGUUGAAUAUCUGUACUGAGUUCUAUAAACACUGUGGCCCCAGACUGAAGAUUUUGCAGAACCUAGCUGGAGAGCCCAGAGUGACUUCCUUAGAGCUGCUGGAUGUUAAGUCUCACAUGAGGUUGGCAGAAAUUGCACAUUCCCUUCUGAAGCUGGCACCUUACGACACCCAGACGAUGGAGAGCCGUGGGCUCCGGCGAUACAUCAUGGAGAUGCUGCCCAUCACUGACUGGACGGCUGAGGCAGUGAGGCCUGCCUUAAUCCUCAUCUUAAAGCGAUUGGAUCGUAUGUUCAAUAAAAUUCACAAGAUGCCUACUUUGAGGCGACAGGUUGAGUGGGAGCCUGCCAGCAGUUUGAUUGAAGGGGUUUGUUUGACACUUCAGAGGCAGCCAAUCAUAUCCUUCCUGCCUCACCUUAGGUCACUGAUCAAUGUCUGUGUCAAUCUGGUGAUGGGAGUAGUAGGACCUUCCAGUGUGGCCGAUGGAUUGCCCCUUCUUCAUCUCAGCCCUUAUCUCUCGCCACCUCUACCCUUCAGCACAGCUGUUGUCCGGCUUGUAGCAUUGCAGAUUCAGGCUUUGAAAGAAGAUUUCCCCCUAAGCCACGUGAUCUCCCCAUUCACCAAUCAGGAGAGAAGGGAAGGAAUGCUUUUAAAUCUACUGAUUCCAUUUGUGCUCACAGUAGGAUCAGGAAGCAAAGACAGCCCUUGGCUGGAGCAGCCAGAGGUCCUCCUCCUGCUCCAGACAGUCAUUAAUAUUUUGCUGCCACCUCGCAUCAUCAGCACUUCCCGCAGUAAGAACUUUAUGCUGGAGAGCUCUCCUGCCCACUGCUCCACCCCUGGAGACGCAGGGAAGGACUUGCGCAAGGAAGGGCUAGCCGAAUCCACGAGCCAGGCAGCCUACCUGGCUUUGAAGGUGAUCCUUGUCUGUUUUGAGCGUCAGCUUGGCAGCCAAUGGUAUUGGCUAAGCCUGCAGGUCAAAGAGAUGGCUUUGCGAAAAGUAGGAGGGCUUGCCCUGUGGGAUUUCGUAGAUUUUAUUGUCCGCACCCGAAUUCCUAUCUUUGUGCUUCUUCGGCCCUUCAUUCAGUGCAAGUUGCUAGCCCAGCCAGCUGAGAAUCACGAAGAAAUGACUGCUCGACAGCACAUUGCUGACCAGUUGGAGCGGCGCUUCAUCCCACGCCCUCUCUGCAAGAGCUCUCUCAUUGCGGAAUUCAACAAUGAGCUAAAGAUCCUCAAGGAGGCUGUGCAUAGUGGGUCAGCCUACCAAGGUAAGACUUCUAUCAGCACUGCGGGCACCUCUACCUCUGCAUACCGACUGAGUCUCGCCACGAUGUCACGCUCCAACACUGGCACUGGAACUGUCUGGGAACAGGACAGUGAACCUUCCCAACAAGCUUCCCAGGAUACUUUAAGCCGGACAGAUGAGGAAGAUGAAGAAAAUGAUUCCGUGAGCAUGCCCAGUGUGGUAAGUGAACAGGAAGCAUACCUCAUGGGUGCCAUUGGGAGGAGGAGAUUCUCCAGCCAUCUCUCCAGCAUGUCUGCACCUCAGGCUGAGGUGGGCAUGUUACCCAGCCAAAGUGAACCUAAUGUCCUCGAUGACUCCCAAGGCCUGGCAGCUGAGGGCAGCCUCUCUAGGGUAGCAAGCGUGCAGAGUGAACCCGGACACCACAAUCUUCUUCUACAGCAACCAUUAGGGAGAAAGAGAGGCUUGAGGCAGCUAAGAAGGCCUCUUUUAUCACGUCAGAAAACACAGACGGAACCUCGCAGCCGUCACGGUGCACGACUUUCUACCACACGUAGAAGCAUACAGCCCAAAGCAAAACCAACCGUUGAUCAAAAACGAUCUGUAACCUUCACUGAAGCUAAAUCCGAGGCAUCGACAUCAAAGCCGGAUCCAGCACCAAUUGCAGCCCAGCAGCAAAGCAGCAAAAAGAGCAGCCCUUCAGACGGCAACAAGCAGGAAGCUACAAAUAGAUCCACUCUGCCUUCCUCACCUGCUGUUACUGUGGCAGAUCUCCAUAGUCAAGUCUCCUCUAGUCAGAAUGUGACUGUUUCUGCUGAGGAUAAAAAAAAGGACGAGAAUGUGGAGCAAAAGCCAGCACAAGCUCACGGUACCCCUCCAGCCACAGAACUUUCUGACACUGAGGAUUUUGCAGGCCUUGAAACCACCAGCUUACUGCAGCAUGAAGACACUGUCCUUCACAUUAGUGAGGACAAUGGGACAGAGAAUCCCCUACUUUCCAGCCAGUUCAGCUACACGCAGGUUGAGGUGGGACAGACUGAUAUUGACCUGGAUGAGUCUCAUGUUUGACUUGGGAAGUAGAUAGUAGUACACUACAGGAAUGAGAGAUCUUCCUCUGGUCUUCCUAUUCCUCUCUAAGUAUGUAAAGGAGCACUUUAUGAACAUGUGGAACACAUCUAGUAUCCUAUUGGUAAAGUUGGGCCAAUAUAUCUAAGAAAAUAAGCUGCAGCUUUGGACAGAUCUAGUUGGACUCAGGGCACACCAUAAAAUAGAGGAAUAGAUUAACACUGGAAUCUUCAUAGGAACAGAACUGAUUCACAACAUCUUUGCACUCUUUAGCUUCUCUAAGUUACAUAACAAAUGCCAGGCAGAAAUAGAGAACUAUCUUUUUGGAGGUUAUCCACCUUAAUAUAGUAAUCUAAAUCUAAAGUUUAUUUUUGUAAUUUCAG